This is a messenger RNA of Engraulis encrasicolus (European anchovy), 1622 nucleotides long. It is a transcript of the gene mpped2a, whose product is annotated as metallophosphoesterase domain containing 2a. Lineage: Eukaryota; Metazoa; Chordata; Actinopteri; Clupeiformes; Engraulidae. Gene Ontology annotation, molecular function: hydrolase activity. The transcript is spliced from 7 exons. The coding region runs from base 552 to 1436 and encodes 294 amino acids. The record is from RefSeq and is a predicted model, not a curated record.
CUGCACACGCCGCCAUGCCUAAGCGGGGCUGUGCUCUAGUACGUGCUCUCUGACCCCAGUGGCAGUCCCUUUUCACUACACUGCGGUCGAGGCUCCCCCUCUCCCAGAUCGAGGCUUGCUCCUUCUCUGUCUCUCCCUCCCUCGCUCCGUCUCUGUCUGUCUCGCCUGCUCUCGAGCUAGCCCGGAGGUCCCUCAGGGUCGAAGGUUCUGCCCUGCCUGCUCCGCGUUCCACCCCUCGGCCACCGAAAUCUGCAUUGCCGCUCGCAUGGACCAGCGUCUUUAAGUGCCAAGAGGGCGACCCCGACACGUACCGGCCACUGAAAGUGUCCCCAGACUUGGUUGUCAAUCGCUGAUCAGCAAGAGAAGGAGGAGAAGGAGAAGGAGAAGGCGGAGGAGGCCACCAUUUUUUCCCCCUCCGUGUGUGUGUGUGCUUUUUUAAAACAAUCCCUCCACCGCCCCGAGUGGCGGUUUGUUUGAAAAGAUGCCGGCCAAGCGUCUGGGCGCUGGGACGUGGUGAACCCGUUUUUCUCAUGGUGUGCGUGUAAAGCAGAAUGGCCCACGGAAUGCCGACACAGGGCAAAGUUACCGUUACCGUGGACGAGUAUAGCUCGAACCCCACACAGGCCUUCACACACUACAACAUCAACCAGAGUCGCUUUCAGCCGCCCCAUGUUCACAUGGUGGAUCCCAUCCCGUACGACACCCCCAAGCCGUCUGGCCACACGCGCUUCGUCUGCGUGUCGGACACGCACUCGCGGACAGAUGGCAUCCAGAUGCCGUACGGCGACGUCUUGCUGCACACGGGCGACUUCACCGAGCUCGGCCUCCCCUCCGAGGUCAAGAAGUUUAACGACUGGCUAGGCAGCCUCCCGUACGAGUUCAAGGUGGUGAUCGCCGGUAACCACGAGCUGACGUUCGAUAAGGACUUCAUGGCCGACCUGGUGAAGCAGGACUACUACCGCUUCCCCUCCGUCUCCAAGCUCAAGCCAGAGGACUUUGACAACGUCCAGUCCCUGCUCACCAACUGCGUCUACCUGCAGGACUCCGACGUCACCGUCAAGGGCUUCCGGAUAUACGGCACGCCGUGGACCCCGUGGUUUAAUGGCUGGGGCUUCAACCUGCCGCGGGGCCAGUCCCUGCUUGAUAAAUGGAACCUCAUACCUGAGGGCAUCGACAUCCUGAUGACCCACAACCCUCCCCUAGGAUUUCGGGAUUGGGUUCCUAAGGAGCUCCAGAGAGUGGGCUGUGUGGAACUGCUCAACACGGUGCAGAGGAGGGUCCGGCCCAAACUACACGCCUUCGGAGGCAUCCACGAAGGUUACGGCAUCAUGACGGACGGAUUCUCGACGUUCGUCAACGCGUCGGUGUGCACGGUCAGCUUCCAGCCCACCAACCCCCCUAUCGUCUUCGACCUCCCCAACCCCAGCAGCUCAUGAGGGGGGGAAGCCUGCGAAGCAAGCAAGGCGAGGAGACGCAGACACGGACACCCACCCUUCUCCUCCUCCUCCGCUUUCUUUUAGUUUUUCUAAAUAGUGAUUCUUAUCUUGUGUUUUUAUUUUAUUUUGUCUUAUUUUUUCACCCCUAAGUAUUAGACCUUUUCUAUACUGUCAAAGGAGGGUGGA